AUGGAGAGGCCCAGGUCACACUCACCAUGGAGAGGCCCAGGUCACACUCACCAUGGAGAGGCCCAGGUCACACUCACCAUGGAGAGGCCCAGGUCACACUCACCAUGGAAAGGCCCAGGUCACACUCACCAUGGAGAGGCCCAGGUCACACUCACCAUGGAGAGGCCCAGGUCACACUCACCAUGGAGAGGCCCAGGUCACACUCACCACGGAGAGGCCCAGGUCACACUCACCAUGGAGAGGCCCAGGACAACCUCACCAUGGAGAGGCCCAGGUCACACUCACCAUGGAGAGGCCCAGGUCACACUCACCAUGGAGAGGCCCAGGUCACACUCACCAUGGAGAGGCCCAGGACAACCUCACCAUGGAGAGGCCCAGGUCACACUCACCAUGGAGAGGCCCAGGUCACACUCACCAUGGAGAGGCCCAGGUCACACUCACCAUGGAGAGGCCCAGGUCACACUCACCAUGGAGAGGCCCAGGUCACACUCACCACGGAGAGGCCCAGGUCACACUCACCAUGGAGAGGCCCAGGACAACCUCACCAUGGAGAGGCCCAGGUCACACUCACCAUGGAGAGGCCCAGGACAACCUCACCACGGAGAGGCCCAGGUCACACUCACCAUGGAGAGGCCCAGGACAACCUCACCAUGGAGAGGCCCAGGUCACACUCACUAUGGAGAGGCCCAGGUCACACUCACCAUGGAGAGGCCCAGGUCACACUCACCAUGGAGAGGCCCAGGACAACCUCACCAUGGAGAGGCCCAGGUCACACUCACCAUGGAGAGGCCCAGGUCACACUCACCAUGGAGAGGCCCAGGACAACCUCACCAUGGAGAGGCCCAGGUCACACUCACCAUGGAGAGGCCCAGGUCACACUCACCAUGGAGAGGCCCAGGUCACACUCACCAUGGAGAGGCCCAGGUCACACUCACCAUGGAGAGGCCCAGGUCACACUCACCAUGGAGAGGCCCAGGUCACACUCACCAUGGAGAGGCCCAGGUCACACUCACCAUGGAGAGGCCCAGGUCACACUCACCAUGGAGAGGCCCAGGUCACACUCACCAUGGAGAGGCCCAGGUCACACUCACCAUGGAGAGGCCCAGGUCACACUCACCAUGGAGAGGCCCAGGACAACCUCACCAUGGAGAGGCCCAGGUCACACUCACCAUGGAGAGGCCCAGGUCACACUCACCAUGGAGAGGCCCAGGUCACACUCACCAUGGAGAGGCCCAGGUCACACUCACCAUGGAGAGGCCCAGGUCACACUCACCAUGGAGAGGCCCAGGUCACACUCACCAUGGAGAGGCCCAGGUCACACUCACCAUGGAGAGGCCCAGGUCACACUCACCAUGGAGAGGCCCAGGUCACACUCACCAUGGAGAGGCCCAGGUCACACUCACCAUGGAGAGGCCCAGGACAACCUCACCAUGGAGAGGCCCAGGUCACACUCACCAUGGAGAGGCCCAGGACAACCUCACCAUGGAGAGGCCCAGGUCACACUCACCAUGGAGAGGCCCAGGUCACACUCACCAUGGAGAGGCCCAGGUCACACUCACCAUGGAGAGGCCCAGGUCACACUCACCAUGGAGAGGCCCAGGUCACACUCACCAUGGAGAGGCCCAGGUCACACUCACCAUGGAGAGGCCCAGGUCACACUCACCAUGGAGAGGCCCAGGUCACACUCACCAUGGAGAGGCCCAGGUCACACUCACCAUGGAGAGGCCCAGGUAG
Knipowitschia caucasica is the source of this 1734-nucleotide messenger RNA. The record is from the annotation of a GenBank genome assembly. NCBI's taxonomy places the organism in Eukaryota, Metazoa, Chordata, Actinopteri, Gobiiformes, Gobiidae.